Musa acuminata subsp. malaccensis (wild Malaysian banana) is the source of this 1680-nucleotide messenger RNA. Lineage: Eukaryota; Viridiplantae; Streptophyta; Magnoliopsida; Zingiberales; Musaceae. The record is from RefSeq and is a predicted model, not a curated record.
UGAAAAGGAUGCCUUAAGACGCUUGCAGUCCAUGGUAGCAGGAAGGCAAGUUGACUCGUGGUCUAAAAGACUUGGAAGUAAUGCAAAUGGCAAUGCUCCGUUUGGGGGAAGUGUAAUAGGAAGUUUUAGCAAAACCUGCUUCGAGAAAGACUUUCCAUCCCUUCAAGCUGAGGGAAGGCAGGGCCUUUCAGAUGCAAGUGGUGUAUCAACCCCUGGUCUUAGAACUGCUGUUCAGAGUCUGCCCUUUAGUUCUCCUUUUAUAAUUGGAACAUCUGCUCUGGCAGAAGUACCAGUAAAAGUUGAAACUAAUGGUAAUGUACUCUCUCCCGUUGCACAAGUUGCUCCCAUUAGUCAGGCAUCUGCAACAGGAAGCACUAUGACCGGAUUAAACAUGGCAGAGGCACUUACUCAGUUAUCUGUUGACACUCAGAGGAUCGAGGAGCUUACGUUAAAGAAGUGCAAGCAGCUAAUACCCAUGACACCUUUGAUGCCUAAGGCCUUGAGUUGCAACUCAUCAGAAAAGACAAAGUCAAAACUUGCAAUUGGUGGAGAUUAUAGUUCUCCCACUAAGGUUGGCCAGCGGUUGCAUGUGAACCUUACUGUUGGCAAAUUGGCUAGAUCUGACAUUGCAAAGACAUCUCAAACAGGAAAUUUUCAAGUUCUUAACCGAGAGAAGAAAAACGUCUCCCCUGCUGCUAAAGAUAACUCAAAUGUUGGCAAACCUAUGAACCUCAUUGGCGUUGCUCCAUCUGCCGUGGUCCUUCCUUUGAAGAGUCCAACUGACCAGAAUCUUAAAGUUGAUAAGAAUGGUGCCUUAUCUCAUACCUCCUUUGGGGAAAGAAAACUCCUUACCCAAGCUCAGAAUAGGAAUGAUUUCUUCAAUUUACUAAGGAAAAAAUCAUCUAGUAGUGCAAGGGCUAUUCUAGAGCCAACCUCUGUUGGCCUGACAUCAAAAUUGGAUAAGUCGGAAGAAGUGAACCUGCAAAUCACUUCCCCCACCACCAUGGAAAAUAACAACCUUUCAUUGGUAUCUGACUUGGAUUGCUCGACGGAGAUCAGAAAUUGUACGAAUGGAGAUUUUUGUGCCUCUGAUGAGUCCAAGAGAUUUUGGACUGACAAUGGAGAAACUAAUGGUUGUGCGGACAUUGUUGUCGAUCCAGAAGAAGAAGCCUUCUUACAGUCGCUUGGAUGGGAUAAAAAUGCAUGGGAGGAAGCUCUGACCAAGGAGGAGAUUGAAGCCUUCCUUAAGAAGCAUCCUAUUCUCGGUACGAGAAACAGAGACCAUUGAAGCUCGUGCCUAGUGAUAUGCACGGGGGCAACUUGCCUGGUGUAGACGCAUGAAGAAAUGCUGGUAGUCAGCUGGCUUUCUGAAAGUGAUUUCUAAUUGCUUGCUGUUUAGAGGGUUGAAAUAUGAGUUGGAAAUAUAGGUUGAUGAAAAAGAAGAGUGGACUUUUAUCCUUCAGCUGCCAAAAUGAAUUCUAAAAUGCAGAAUAAGAUUUAUAUAAUCACUUUGGUUUAUGGGGCUAUGGCAUUUUGUAGAGGUUUCUUCUCUUUUGGCGUGAUGAAAUCACUGGGCAUCUGAAAAAAAGGUAAAUUUGGAAAAAUGAUCUUUGUAAUUAAUUAAUUAAUUGAGAUGUCCUUUCACCAUUUAUAUGUUCUAAUGGUCUCUGGCAUUUGUUU